AUGCCCACGGUCAGUGCCAUGAUGCUGUCCGCUCGCCGCACAGAGAGGACCCCCGAGGGGGGAGGUGGUGUUGGGAAGACUGCCCGGUUCCACCCCGACACAGCCUGCGGCGGCGUGGAAGCAGGCUUGGAAGAGGAUUCCGGCAUGGACUACAGCGACGUGAACGACUAUUGGUUUGACUGGGUCCAGCUCGACAAAGCAGAGGCCAAGGCCCGUUCGCGCUCGAUGCCCGCUAGCCGCAGCCGCGAAGGAGCCAGGUCUGGCAGUCCAAGAGGGUCAAAAGGAGGGACCCUUAAUGGGGACCCCUACCCUAUAAUGGGCUAUAUAAUGGGUAUAUAUAAUAGCUAUAUUAAGGGUAUAUACCUGGAGGCGUAG
Messenger RNA from Symbiodinium sp. CCMP2592, 375 nucleotides. NCBI's taxonomy places the organism in Eukaryota, Dinophyceae, Suessiales, Symbiodiniaceae. The record is from the annotation of a GenBank genome assembly.